Molecule: messenger RNA, 3191 nt
Organism: Mauremys reevesii (Reeves's turtle)
Lineage: Eukaryota; Metazoa; Chordata; Testudines; Geoemydidae
Gene: ELOVL7
Product: ELOVL fatty acid elongase 7
Exons: 10
Coding region: 595-1446 (283 amino acids)
Biological process (GO): sphingolipid biosynthetic process; fatty acid elongation, saturated fatty acid; fatty acid elongation, monounsaturated fatty acid
Cellular component (GO): endoplasmic reticulum membrane; endoplasmic reticulum
Molecular function (GO): fatty acid elongase activity
Source: RefSeq, a predicted model, not a curated record
AUGGGUGAGCUGGCUCCUGGGACCAGGGCGCAGCCAGAGGGCGCCGGAGUGGCUGCCUAGGGGCUUCGGACUCUGCGCUCGCCCCUCCGGGCGCCUCCGGCAGGGCCCCCCAGCCCGCGAGCGGCGACUCCCACCUGCCGCAGCCAGUGCGGCUCAGCCGGAGGGGCGGGCGCUGGGCUGGCCCAGCAGGGUGCAGCCCGGCCCAGCCGGUUACAUGGGCGGGGCCGGGGGGAAGGUGACUCAGGGCUCCCCCUCCCCUCCCAGCGGGGAGCGUGUGUGUGGCCGGCGCCGCUGCCACUAGCGCUUGCUGGCUGCCGGGCAGGUGCGGUCCGCGCUCGGGUCUCGCCGCUGCCCUGGAAAUCAGAACGUGACAUCAUUGUACUUGUGCAUGAGGAGGGGAAAGUGAAACUGACCAGCCAACUUACUUUUAUUGUCCAAACUUGAGUGUGAUUUAAAAAAGAAUACCAACGGGUUGAAUUCAGUGGGAUUUGGGUGCCUAACUUGCUUAGGCUCCUCUGAGGAUCCCCAGCAAGAUAUUCAUUUAAAUGCCACUGAAGCAAACACAAGGAGAAGUCAUAAUAUCCACUUAUCCCAAUGAAAAUGGCCUUUAGCAAUUUGACAUCAAAAGCUGCACUGCUUUAUGAUGGAUGGAUUAAACAUGCUGAUCCAAGAGUGGAAGGCUUCCUACUCAUGUCUUCACCUGUGCCACAGACUAUUAUCAUUGGAGCCUAUAUUUAUUUUGUCACUUCUUUGGGACCAAAACUCAUGGAAAACCGAAAACCUUUUGAACUCAGGCAGAUAAUGGCAUUUUACAAUUUUGGUGUGGUAGCCCUUUCAGUGUAUAUGACUUAUGAAUUUCUUAUGUCUGGUUGGGCCACAGGUUAUUCAUUCCGAUGUGACCUUGUUGACUACUCCAGGUCACCUACAGCUCUGAGAAUGGUUCGGACUUGUUGGCUGUACUACUUCUCCAAAUUCAUUGAAUUAUUAGACACUAUCUUUUUUGUUCUGCGAAAGAAAGAGGGCCAGAUUACAUUCCUGCAUGUCUUGCAUCACUCAAUCAUGCCGUGGACCUGGUGGUUCGGAGUCAAAUUUGCUGCAGGUGGGUUAGGAACAUUCCAUGCUCUGUUAAACUGCAUUGUGCACGUCAUCAUGUACAGCUACUAUGGGCUCUGUUCACUGGGACCAGCCUAUUAUAAAUACUUGUGGUGGAAAAAACACAUGACCUCUAUACAGCUUGUUCAGUUUCUUAUGGUUACAGUUCACAUAGGACAAAUCUACUUUAUGGAUGAUUGUCCAUAUCAGUAUCCAGUUUUCAUAUUCGUUAUUUGGCUCUAUGGUUCUAUGUUUUUAAUCCUGUUUCUCCACUUCUGGUAUCAUGCUUACACCAGGGGACAGAGACCACCAAAGACUAUGAAAAACGGAAUCAGCAAAAGCAAAGAUCACUGAAGCAAUGUCUCAUCUAUAUAAAUGUGUACAUCUCAGACCAGUAAUUUGUACUACUUGACAAUCAAGAUAUUUAGGUGCGCACUACACUGUGUACAUUUUACAUGUUUUUCCAAAACAGAGCUUGUAUUUUUACAAUAAGUUAUUUGGGUUUCUGAUGUUGCAGGGUCGGGGGGAGGGGUAAUUUUCUGAUUAAAGAUUUGCAGGUUUUCAGUGACUUGCUGCACAUAUCUAGAGAAAUUUUCUCUUUGUGCCGAGAAGAAAUGACUAUUUAAUUGCAUUCUUAUAGGUGAGAUGCAUAUAAAUAAAAAGAUCUUCUUUAAGAAAGUGUAUGAUAAGUACAGAAUACUUUGAGCACUACAAAAAGGUAUAAAGAGCAUUCAUUUUAACUGAAAUCAUAAGCUGUUGAAAUUGUAGUUUAAUUUUAAUGAAAUAACCAUGAAAAAUCAUUGUUACAUUCAUAAUUUAUAGACUAAAACACAUUGUUAAUAUAGUUAAUACCUGUAAACAUUCAUAUUUUUUGUACAAAAUGUACCAUUUUAAAUAAUAUAAGUUAAAUAAAACCUUGGCAGAUUAGUGUGUUUAAAAAAACAAAGAUGGAUUUUUGGAUUAUAAAGUCUUUUACUAAAAUGAUUUAAGUUAAUGUUUUUUACUUAAUUGAACAUUAUAAUCAUAAAAACUUUUGAUUUAACAUCCAGUCAAAAAAAAGUGAUUUGAUUCAUUGAAGUAGAAUAACAAUCUUACCUCAUACUAUUCAAAAUUGUCUGUAGCUGUAUUUUGAUAUCAGCAAACAGGAAUGUUUACUGGAAAAAAUAUCAUGCAAUUCAACAACCAAAACCAUAUUACAUUUUUAGAAUAGGUUUUGUGUAAAAAUACAAAUGGCAGUUUCAUUAUUUUGCUGUAUUCUUUCUCCUUUCCACUGCCUGUGGAAAUGAACGGUGCCUAAUGAGAAAUUGUUUUGUAAAAUUCAUGGCUAAGUUUCUCUGUUAAUAGCAGAAGUGCCUUGUUUUUGCCAUGUGGUACUAAAUGAACUGUUCAAAGAGACUGCAAACUACACAGAUUUAUGGAGAGGGAGAAGGGGCAGAUAAACAUGUACUAGUUAACUCCAAACUAUGCAGAAUGAACUGAUAAGGGACUGAUCAGAGGGACAUGUCAGCUGGCUUAGUAGCAAUUUAUAGGACCUAUAGCUAUAUGCAGAUAAUAUCUCUCUGCUUCUGUGAAAUGGUCAAAGAAUGACUGUAUUAUGCAGAACUAAGCUAAAAUAUAUUCUGCCUUGAGAUGCACACCAUACAGCAUUGAUUGAUUUUGUUUUUGUGACAACUCUUACUAGUGAUGGGCUGAAAUCUAUCUUGUACUCUGUUCCGAUCUGCUGGAGUUGUGAUGUUCUCUAAAAUGUCUUCUGACUCACCCAUUUUUGCAUUAGUGGUUGGAGAACUCCAAAAAGGCAUGUUUUGUUGUUAUAUGUACAGGAUUACCAGAAUAGUGUUGCAAGUGACUUCUUAUAAAAUAACAUAUCUGAGUCUUCCUUUCUGAACUAAUAAACACAAAUUUGCUUCUUGUUUUUCCGCCUUGUUAAAUGUUAAAGUGGCAUAUGGGGACUUGGUUGCUAUUUGAAGACUAUUAGAUAUAUAUAUGUCUAAUACUGUUUUCUUGUAACAAAAUAGAUGAUAAUGCUGCAAUGCUUAGUUUGAAUUUCUUCUUUAAUUUUAUCUUAAUCUGUGUGUAAGACCUAAUACCCCCAAUGAGCU